AUGUACCUCCUCCUCAGUAAGUCUCCUCCAAAAGAAAGACACAGCACCGGCUGUGCCGAGCGAGCAAUUCGAGUGAUACGAGUCGGCAAGGAAGGAGGAGAGUGGAAUGAGAUCUCCACAAAAGAGUUUCAAGAGAUGAUCGCAGAAGCAGUUCCCAUUCUGUAUGAAGACCUCAGAGCCAAGGGAAAGGGAAUGGAGGAGUUGGAGAAUAUUCUAUCGGACUUGGUAGUUGGGGAGGGAGAGGGAGAGGGAGAGGAGGAGGGAGAGGGAGAUGGGGAGAGGGGAAGGGGAGCUUCGACUGGUGAAAAGGAGGGCAAGGCAGUCAUUGAUGGAGUGAUCAGGAAGCUGACUCGGCUGGUGGGUAGUGGGAAGUCAUCACGUCGUCUCCUGGACAUGGAGUUGAUCUACCUAACUGACACUGGUGGCCAGCAACCAUUCUGGGACCUCAUCCCGAUAUUCACACGUGACACCACAGCCACCCUCUUUGUCCACAGGCUCUGCGAGAAGCUUGACGAACACCCUCUGAAUGACCUCUACCAGAGAGGGAAACAGACGUCGUUUAUCGCAAUCGAGGGAUUAAAGGAGAUAGUUUUCCCAGUCAAUACCAAAACCCCAGAAGAAGACGACAAGAAAGAGGCCAGCAAGAUCAGAGCCAGCAUCGAGAAAGGUGCCACACAGCACAAGAUUCCAAUCUGGUGGUUCAUCCUCCAGCUGAUCCUGGAAGCGCUAACACACAAGCUCGGCAGAGAUGUUCUGAGCAAAGACGAGUGCCUCCAUGUCUCCAAGUCACUGGGGUUCUCUGAACGACAGCUUGAUGCUGCUCUGGCCUUCUUUGACAAGCUCAACAUUUUCCUGUUCAAAAAGAACAUUCUACCCGGAGUCGUCUUCACCAAUCCUCAAGUUCCUCUAGACAAGCUGUCAAAGCUUGUGGAGAAGCAGUACCAUCUGAAAGCUGCAGAAGCUGAUCCGACAAAAGCUGCCAAUCUUGCAAUGACAGGUGACUGGCAGUGUUUCAGAGAUAAAGGUGUCCUCACUCUCGAGUUUCUCGAAGAAUUCAAGUCCCACUAUGUCAAAGGAAUCUUUACUCCAAUCCUGAGCAUGACCCCAGAAUCUCGAGUCAAUCAAUUCCUGGCCAGCUGCACAGCCACAGAGAUAGCAGCUCUGGUGGUGGAGUUCCCCACUGGCUGGGCUCCUCCCGGGGUCUACUGCUGCAGUGUGUGCCACCUUCAGUCCCAUGCCCACUGGGAGGUUGUCCACAAGCCACCCACCACUCCUCACAACAAAGACACACCCGACAGACAACUCUGCCAGAUCUCUCGCAACUCCAUCACAUUCUCAAAGUGUGACAGACCGGGCACCGUGACGUUCAUCGACAACUUUUCCUUCUUCGUUGCCUGUGUGAAUGUGGACACCAGGAAGAUGGAUCGCGAGGAGUUGGUGGAGCACUGCCAGGAUGUGAGGUCGGAGCUGUUUGCUGCAGUCGAGGCAGGUCUGGAGAACACUCACCACACAAACUCUCGCCCAGUGCCCGCCUUCCUGUGCCCUGUCCAGAAUGAAUCUUGUAGCACUGAACUACACACUGCACGUAUAUCCAAGAAUGGCAAGAAAUGGAUAUGUUCCGAGAAUUCAAAUAUCUUUGACAGACUGAAUCCAGGACAGGCUGUGUGGCUUAGUGGCAUAGAUCAAACAGCAUUCAAGCGUACUUCAUCACCGAAAAUGAGUGAUUUGGCGAAUCGUGUGGCAGCCAUCAUUCCAGGAAAAUGGGUGCAAGUUGCUAUUCAGCUGGAGAUUGGAAUGGGAGCAAUUGAUGCAGUUCGUAGAGACAAACGCGAGUGCUUUGAACAGUUCACGGCUAUUCUCGACAUAUGGGAGCGAUCUUCAAGUCCUCCAUUCACUUGGAACACCUUAGUCAGUGUCUUGAAAUCUCCAUCAGUCAAUGAGAAUGCACUAGCAAGAGAACUGGAGCGUGAGUUUUGCUGUGGGGAUGUCACCUCCCAUUACGUACCAAAAUCCAGUGCGAAAAAACAGUGCGUGGUCAACUAAUUCUAAGUAUCUUUUAUUAUAUUAUAUCUUGAGUAUUUUGAUUGUGACUUACAGACUA
Molecule: messenger RNA, 2101 nt
Organism: Geodia barretti
Lineage: Eukaryota; Metazoa; Porifera; Demospongiae; Tetractinellida; Geodiidae
Source: the annotation of a GenBank genome assembly